Aspergillus aculeatinus CBS 121060 is the source of this 260-nucleotide messenger RNA. RefSeq lists its product as uncharacterized. Lineage: Eukaryota; Fungi; Ascomycota; Eurotiomycetes; Eurotiales; Aspergillaceae. The transcript has a single exon. The coding region runs from base 52 to 213 and encodes 53 amino acids. The record is from RefSeq and is a predicted model, not a curated record.
CAAAGUGUCAUUGUUAUCAAUGCUACCCAGCACUACCUUUGCUUUCUUCAAAUGGAUAUAGGGGAUGAAUAUCUCUACGAUUUCGAGGGCACUUCACCAAGGCACAUGUUAUACAUUAGUUCUACUCCCUGGUUUGACUUGAGCCAGAGAAGUGGGAGAGAGUCUAUACUUGCCAACCUAUGUGGGAUCAUGCGUCGAGCAUUUUCGAUGUGAGGGAUGAAGAUAUAUAUACCAACUCGGCUGAUUAUACUACUGGGUGC